GGUCGAAAACACCUUCAACUUCAAGUUUUGAUCAGGUCUUCCGCAGGGCCCACGCCCGCGGGGCUCUUCCCUAUCAUAAUAUUACCUACUGUUAGCAGGGAGAGUCCAGAGCAUUGCUGCCAACAAGCGAAGCCAAUAAGCUCAGCACCACCCCAUGCCAUGACUUGCCGCGUCACUGUCCAAAAUUUCUGGGGUGCGCUUCCAUUUGCCUCCCGCUUCAUGCAGAAAGAGGGGCUUCUUUCUAGCCAGCUGAAUGCGUGGAGGUCCAGCAUUGCUGGUCUUCAUGGAAAUGCUGUCAGGGGAAUGUAUGCAAAUGAGAACGAGGAAGAAGGCGGCGGCGCAAAGAGGGCUCAGGAUGCAGGAGAAGCAACCAAUGCCAGUUUCCUGCGUUUUGCAGUGGUUGGCAGCGGGCCAGCGGGGUUUUACACCGCCGAUCGACUACUAAAAACGUUCCAGAACGCAGCAGUGGACAUCAUUGAGAGGCUGCCAACCCCGUUUGGCUUGAUUCGCUCGGGGGUGGCUCCGGACCACCCGGAGACCAAGGCAGUCAUCAACCAGUUCUCUGCGGUUGCUGCUGGUGAGAGGGUCGGCUUCUUUGGCAACGUGACUUUGGGCAAGGACGUCUCAGUCGAGGAGCUCCAACAGCUAUAUCAUGGGGUUGUCCUGGCUUAUGGUGCCGAGAGCUGUCGGACGCUGGGGGCCCCUGGCGAGGACCUGCCGAACGUUCUGUCGGCUCGCGAGUUCGUAUGGUGGUACAACGGGCAUCCUGACUACGUUUCUCUUCCAGUGGACUUGGAGUCGGCCGAGACCGCUGUCAUCCUGGGGCAAGGCAACGUAGCCUUGGAUUGCGCCCGCAUUUUGCUGCGCAACACGGACGAGCUCGCUAAAACGGACAUUGCGGCCCACGCUCUCGAGGCGCUGCGGAAGAGCAAGGUGCGGCGGGUGCUCGUCGUGGGGCGGCGGGGGCCUGCGCAAGCGGCGUGCACGGCGAAAGAAGUACGGGAGAUCCUGGGCGGUGGCCUUGCUACAGGGCUUAAGGACGUUAAAAUUACCAUACACGACAGCGACCUGCAAACGACAGCCCUGGACCAGGAGGAGAUGAAAGCGAGCCGCACGCAUCGGCGCGUCUUCGACCUCCUUCAGAAGGCUGCUUCCAGACCACCGCCAGCGGGGGCGACCAAGGAGCUCGAGUGGGUGUUCUUUCGGUCGCCGGUCAGCUUCUACGCGUCGAAGGACGAGCAAGGGAAGCAGACGGUCGGGGGAGUGCGGUUCCAGAAGACCCGGCUAGAAGGAGGAGGCAACGGCAGGUCCCAGAGGGCGGUCGGUCUUGCAGAAUUCGAAGACGUGCCGGCCGGGCUGGUGCUGCGGAGUAUAGGCUACAAGUCGCUGCCAGUGCCGGGCCUCCCCUUCGACUACCAAAAGGGUGUGGUCCCGCACCAGCAGGGCCGGGUUCUUAGCAGCGAAGGCGCGAGCGCGAGCGCGAGCGGGGCGCCAGCGGGGGAGGUUCCGGGGCUGUACGUAGUGGGCUGGCUUAAGCGGGGCCCCACCGGAAUUAUCGGAACGAACCUGAUCGACGCGGAAGAAACGGUUGCCAGCAUUGCUGAAGACGCAAAGCGAGGCCUUAUUGGCGGGUUCGACGCCGCUCGGCAAGGCGGCGAGGGGCUGAGGCUUUUGCUGCGGGACAAGGGCGUAACCCACGUGCCUUUCGAGGGGUGGAAGAGGAUAGACGCCGUCGAGGUCGAGCGGGGGGCGGAUAAAGGGAAGCCGCGAGAGAAGAUGGUCGAUGUUCAGGAGAUGGUGAAAGUGGCAGGGUCGACGUCGUAAGAAUGUUAGAGCUUCUGAGACGUAAAGGGCGUGAUUGAAAGCUUUCUGCUCGGAGCCUUUGGCUUUAGCCCAUGUCUCACACAAUUCCCUAGGUCAAGGCGGGCAUCUAACGAGAUCAGACUGUUUUAAGUAUGCAUACGUAUGGAAUAACAUGUUAUUCCUCGUAUGAUUAUCAAUGGGACAGUCACUCUGCAAAUGCACAAUUCACACCAUGCACGGC
Molecule: messenger RNA, 2044 nt
Organism: Klebsormidium nitens
Lineage: Eukaryota; Viridiplantae; Streptophyta; Klebsormidiophyceae; Klebsormidiales; Klebsormidiaceae
Source: the annotation of a GenBank genome assembly